AUGGCCGAAGCCCUCGUCAUCCCCUCCGAGAGCGCGCAACCGCUCGACAACUUGCAUGUCGACACCCUGCCGCUCCCGACCUGCGGGCCACGACAGGUCCUGGUGCGAUUCAUGAUAAUCCCCAUCAAUCCCUUGGACUUUGCCGUGAUCGCUGGCCAGUACCCAGUAAAGUUGCAGAGCGUCUAUACCAGUGAGAAUGGGAUCCAACACGCCAUCCCAGGAUCGGAUGGCGCGGCCCGGAUCCUGCAGACGGGGGCGGAGGUCGACCAUCUCGCGGUCGAUGAUCUCGUCAUCCUGCGCACGCAUUGUCGGGGCACGUGGAGGACUCAUGGCGUCUUUGACGAGGCCGAUCUGAUACGCGUGCCGUCCAACGCCGACCCUUGCGUGGCCUCCCUGCUCCGCAUGGGCGUGGCGCCGGCCUUCUUCCAGCUACGCGACUACCACACGCUGGAGCCGGGAGAUUGGAUUAUCCAGAACGCGGCCACCGGCACGAUCAGUCACUUCGUCUGCCAGCUGGCACGGCUCCUGGGGGUGCAGGUCAUCAGCGUCAUUCGCGAUCGCGCCAACGCCGAAGAGCUGGGGCAAAUGAAGCGGUUGCUCCGCUCCCACGGGGCCUCGCUAGUACUCACUCAAGAGGAGCUCGCCACCCCGCGGGUCCUCGAGGGGAAGCGGAUUGUUCUCGCCAUUGACUCGGUGGCCGACGAUGCGUUAGUGCGGACGAUGGCAGCGGCCAUGACCGCUGGAGGCACCGUGCUGACCGCAGGGUUCCUGGGAGGGGCCGCCCCUCCUCGACCAGAGGUCAAUCUCCGGCACUUCCUGUGGCAGAAGAACAUCAGCCUGCGGCCUUUUCGUCUCAGCGACUGCCUCAACAAGCGCAGUCCAUCGCAGCAGACGGCGCUAUUCGAGUGGUUCGCGGAUCUGGUAGGCCGGGGGACACUGAAGGCGCCCGCACUGAAAUUUCUGCAUUGGCAGGCUGGAUCCGAAGCGCAGGAGCUUGUGGCUGCCGUGCAGGUGAAGCAAUGCAAUUCCAAAGCUCUCGUUCAAGCUGACGUGACGAACAAGCCUCGCCAAGUGCCGUAG
This is a messenger RNA of Aspergillus japonicus CBS 114.51, 1080 nucleotides long. Its product is annotated as MDR family NADPH-dependent oxidoreductase. Gene Ontology annotation, molecular function: trans-2-enoyl-CoA reductase (NADPH) activity. Gene Ontology annotation, cellular component: mitochondrion. Gene Ontology annotation, biological process: fatty acid metabolic process. The record is from RefSeq and is a predicted model, not a curated record. Lineage: Eukaryota; Fungi; Ascomycota; Eurotiomycetes; Eurotiales; Aspergillaceae. The coding region runs from base 1 to 1080 and encodes 359 amino acids. The transcript is spliced from 2 exons.